AUGACUUUCGUGCCCGCACCUGGCUAUCAUCCCACCUACAAUCCGACGCUGCCCUUCUGCAAACCCGUCCCAUGUGGCCUCAAAGUCGGGAUGUCCGUCUACUUCCAGGGACUGGCCGACAAGAAUAUGCAGAGGUUUGUGGUAAACUUUGCCAUGGGGCCAGAUGCAGUAAGAGAUGACAUCGCCUUCCACUUCAACCCCCGCUUUGCUGGCUGGAACAAGGUCAUCUUCAGCGCAAGGUUGUCAGGCAUGUGGGGUGCGGCAGAGGAGAAAAAGAAGAUACCCUUAAAAAAUGGGGAGCACUUCGAUAUGCUGGUGAUGAUCACACAGGAGCAUUACAAGGUGCUAGUGAACGGAAAUCAUUUCUAUGAGUUUGGGCACCGGACACCCAUCCAGAAAGUCACCCAUCUGUAUGUGGAUGGAGCCAUGACCCUUCAAUCCGUUACCUUCUUUGGCAGCUGUCCCACCUCCUGUGAGGAACAGGCCAUGGAGGGACCCCCAAUCUUCUACCCACCUAUGCCAUAUAUGCGGAGACUUCAGGGGGGACUGAAGACCAACAGAACCAUCAUAGUCGUGGGCUUCAUCCCUCUCUCAGCCCACAGAUUUUUUAUCAACUUCAUUGUGGGAACCACAGAGGACAUAGCCCUGCACAUCAACCCGCGCAUGGACGGGAAGGCUGUUGUGCGGAACAGUUUCCUAAAGGGGGCCUGGGGGCCCGAGGAGAGGAGCAUCUCCUACAAUCCCUUUGCUCCAGGACAGUACUUUGAUCUGUCCAUCCAUGCCAGCACCGAUAACCUCAAGGUAUUUGCCAAUGGCCAGCACAUCUUUGACUACAAACAUCGUGUGUCGGCUGCCUUGGCGGAUAUACUGGAGAUCUCCAGUGAUGUCAUCCUCUCCUAUGUCCAGGUCUGA
This is a messenger RNA of Sorex araneus (European shrew), 912 nucleotides long. RefSeq names its product galectin-4-like. Lineage: Eukaryota; Metazoa; Chordata; Mammalia; Eulipotyphla; Soricidae. The coding region runs from base 1 to 912 and encodes 303 amino acids. The transcript has 8 exons. The record is from RefSeq and is a predicted model, not a curated record. Gene Ontology annotation, molecular function: carbohydrate binding.